Messenger RNA from Nymphaea colorata (pocket water lily), 1808 nucleotides. Its product is annotated as cyclin-A3-1-like. Lineage: Eukaryota; Viridiplantae; Streptophyta; Magnoliopsida; Nymphaeales; Nymphaeaceae. The coding region runs from base 290 to 1366 and encodes 358 amino acids. Gene Ontology annotation, biological process: regulation of cyclin-dependent protein serine/threonine kinase activity; mitotic cell cycle phase transition. Gene Ontology annotation, molecular function: cyclin-dependent protein serine/threonine kinase regulator activity. Gene Ontology annotation, cellular component: cyclin-dependent protein kinase holoenzyme complex; nucleus; cytoplasm. The record is from RefSeq and is a predicted model, not a curated record. The transcript is spliced from 8 exons.
ACCAGAAGCUCCAAAAUGAAAGCGUGGGAAACUCCAAAAUUUCGAGGGAACCAGUCCAUGAAAGGCAAGGAGAAAAGUGCGCGCCUUCAUCUCCACUCCACUCCAUUCCCUCCCUACUUCUGCAUCUGCAGAUCCCCACAGAGAGAGAGAGAGAGGGAGAUCUGUGUAUAGAUAAGGGCUCCUCCGCCACCCCCUCUUCCAAGGAAGAAGGGAACACGCCUGCACCUCUAACUACAGCGGCUCUCCUCCCCUCUUCCCCACACUAUUCCCUCAUCUCGCACCAGCAACAAUGUCGACCGAUCAGGAGAACAGAGUGCGAGUCACAAGGGCGAGCGCGAAGAGAGCUUCCGCCGCCUCCUCUUCUCUUUCUUCAUCUGCUCCUCCCCGGAAGAAGCGCGCCGUCUUGGGCGACGUCACCAACACCAUCGUUGGCAACUCCGGCAUCCUUCCGUCGACCCCCGCUCCGUCCAAGAAGAAGGUGGUGGCUCUGGUGGGGGUGCCCGUUGUUGCCGUCGAUAAUGUCGACCCCUGUGGCGAUGACCCGCAGAUGUGCGGGCCAUACGCGUCGGAGAUCUAUCAGUAUCUCCGAGAAUCAGAGAAUAAGAGAAGGCCAAGCCCAAAUUAUAUGGAGUCCUUUCAGCACGACGUUAACGCGAACAUGAGAUCGAUUUUGGUGGAUUGGUUGGUCGAGGUUGCAGAAGAAUACAAGCUUCUUCCUGAUACUCUGCAUCUAACCAUCGCUUACCUUGACCGAUUCCUGUCCUCUAACGCGCUCUACAGGCAGAAACUGCAAUUGUUGGGAGUUUCUUGUAUGCUUAUUGCUUCCAAGCAUGAAGAGAUCUGUCCUCCUCAUGUUGAGGAUUUCUGCUACAUUACUGAUAAUACCUAUAGCAAGCAAGAGGUGGUAGAGAUGGAGAGGAAAAUACUUAUGCUCUUGAAUUUUGAGAUGAGUACACCCACAAUCAAGACUUUUUUAAGCGGGUUCAUAAUGGCAGCUGGACAGAAAACUGAGUCUCCCAACUUGGCUUUGGAGUAUCUGUGCAAUUUCUUGGCAGAAGUAUGCUUAUUAGAGUAUGGAUGCCUUCAAUUUUUGCCGUCUCAAAUAGCUGCGUCCAUUGUCUUUGUAGCAAGAUUCACACUUUGUCCGAGGACUCAUCCUUGGAGCAAGCAUCUGCAGAAUCAAACGGGUUAUAAAGUAUCAGACCUUAGGGAGUGCAUCCAAGUCAUACAUGAUUUGCAGCUGAAGAGCAAAAAUUGUACUCUGGCGGCAGUGAGGGAAAAAUACAAGCAGCACAAGUUUAAGUCUGUGUCAACCUUGGCAUUUCCUGAGAAGAUCCCUUCUACCUUCUUUGAAGACCUCAACUGAUGGAUUGUCCAGUAACUUCCGGCGAUACGUUUCACUAUCUGGGGAGUCCAAACCUGCUUCACUAACUGGUGUUGGUGGAUGCCUCUAUGCAAGGAACUGCCGAAGACUUGAAAGAGUUUUUCAUCUCAAACACCAAGCACUUUGCUGAUGAUGGGGAGCAAGGAGUUCCCUAACAAUGAUUUGAUUCCCGUGAGCAACGCGGUUCAGCAAGCCCUUUCUGCAAGGGACUUUUUAUGAUCAUGCUAGAUAAAGUGCCGAAUUUGUAAUUGCUAGAAAAGGGAUAAAUAUGGUCAUUGCUGAGGCCACUGUAUUCUAACUUGUAAGAUGGAGGAAACAGGCCAUCUUGCUACCAGAUGAACAAUACUGUACGUGUAAAAACUAACUGAAGUGAAAAGUAGGUUUGUUCACAUGAAUGUUGCAAGAAUGAUGCUUGAAAUAUGCU